AUGGCUCCUCACCACCUCCACCUGCACCCGGUACGCACCGCCUCGCUGAACCGCCAUGCGUCGUAUACCAGCUCUCCCUCGCCCACUAGCGCGCCGACGAGCGCGCCCACAAGCGCCCCUCGGAUGGACCUGUAUGCGACAACAACUUCCAGAUCCGGCGCAACCUCGACUCAUGCAAGACUGCACAAGCGCGGCGGUUCCAGCAACUCCAACUGCUCUGCGCCGAGCCCCACCGCCCGCUCGCACUCGCCCGAUAUCUCGUCCCUGCCCUACAGGCCCGUCGACACUUCCGGCGUACUACAAGAGGAGGGGCGCCGCAGCCUCGACCUCGCCGUGCACUCCGCCCGCAAGCUGCGCCCCUACCUGCGCCGGCUGCACACCCGCGACGACGUCUCUCUCGACCUGUCGGUGCCCGCGCCGGACCUGGACAGCCCUUCAGGCCUGGGCAUACACGAGUUCCGUGCUCCGCCACGCUCUGUCACCGACUCCGUGACUUUCACUUCGUCAGGUGCCAGGCACCGCCACGUCCACAACCGCUCCACCAGUGGCAACUCGGACCUGUCCAACUCCAGUGGCCGCCGCCAGCCCACCCAACCCACCUUCCUCAGGAACACGCCGCGCCAGAUCAGUGAUCUCAGCGAGCACUCCCAGCCUCCUUCCAUCUACGACGACGACUGCAUUGCUGAAGCCGGCGACAUCAUGUCCGACGACGAGUACCUCUACCGCCAGCACGCCUGUGACCCCCGUCGCCGGUCCGGUUCCAUGUCCUCGACACCCAAUGCGCCUGCGCCGCUUCACUCGGCAUCAAGCGGUUCGGUCAGCCGCCUCGGAAGCCGAUCCCAAACCAGCCUCUCGAACCUGUACGACCCCGUCCGGCAAAGGCGGGACACGAUGAGGUCAGAGACGGCGACUUCUCCCAGUUCGCGUACUUCUCUUGACAGGGCAAUUGGCUUGGUGCGCGGCCGCGAAUCCCCCGUCGACCCCGCAUCACGCGCAGCCUCGAUCCGCGCCCUGCGCGCCGAGUUCCAGGCAAAGGAAGAGGCCAAGGAACGCAAGGCGGAGAAGGAAGCGGCCAAGCGGCGGGAUCGCGAGGAGCGGAAGCGUGCCAAGCUGGAAGAGCGGCACCCCGGAAGGCCGGAGAUGGAGGAGAUCAACGAGAAGGCCGACUCGACCGUCGAUGCUGGGGAGUACCCUUCAGCGCCCUCGAGCAACGCGACGGCGCACAAUGGCAGCCUGCCGUCUUACGUGCUCCAGAGCAGCGCGCCGCCGGGGCCGCAACGGAGCAACACGGCGUCGAAGCGACCUCGGCCCCGAGUGAAGGGCCGGUGGGCAACGUUCGUUGCGUGGUUCCGCACGCGGCUGCUCCGGCUGAAGUGCAUAUGA
This is a messenger RNA of Diplodia corticola, 1383 nucleotides long. RefSeq lists its product as uncharacterized. The record is from RefSeq and is a predicted model, not a curated record. Bases 1 to 1383 code for a protein of 460 amino acids. Lineage: Eukaryota; Fungi; Ascomycota; Dothideomycetes; Botryosphaeriales; Botryosphaeriaceae. The transcript has a single exon.